AUGGACGGAGACUGGGAUGAGGUCGCUCGCAUUCCAUUUCCGCCUCCGGGCCCCCAUGCGCUGCCGACGCAGGUCUCCACGAUGGCCUUUGACACCUCCCAAGAGAUUCUCUGGGCUGGUAACGAAUAUGGUCGAGUCACUGCCUUUGUAGGCACCGAGCUUCAACGCUUCACCACAUACAAGGCACAUCCAAGCACAGACGGGCCUGUUCGGCAGAUCUUGACAAACGAUAAGGGCGUUGUGACAUUGGGUCCCAAGAACGUGCAUAUGGCGACUAGGAAAGGGGCCACCAUGUGGCACAUAUACCACGAGGAUAUGAAAGACCUAAAGUGCAUGAGCUUUACUUCAAAGGGAACGGCAGAGAUCAUAGUCGCUGGUCUGCAAAACACCAUGUUUGUUAUUGACCUCAUUAAAGGGGAAGUCGUCAAACAGGUUCCAACCGACCAUCAAUACCUGAUCAUGAAGCGCGGCCGCUAUAUCUGCGCGGCAACAAGGGACGGAUCGGUACACCUUCUGGAUCCCAUCAACUUUGCCAUCGUCAAGACCUGGAAUGCGCAUUCAGCCUUAAUCAACGACAUGGAUGCUCAGCACGACUUCAUUGUUACAUGCGGCUACUCGCUUCGCCAGGGCCAGAAUUACAUGCUGGAUCCCUUCCUCAAUGUCUUCGAUAUCAAGAAGAUGUCAUCGAUGCCGCCGAUCCCGUUCCCCGCCGGCGCGGCAUAUGUACGCAUGCACCCGCGCAUGCUCACAACCAGCAUUGUGGUGUCGCAAAGCGGCCAGAUGCAUGUGGUGGAUCUCAUGAACCCAAACACCAGUAAUGUACGACAGGCCAAUGUACUGAGUUACCUCAGCAUGUUUGAGAUCGCCCCUUCCGGCGAGGCCAUGGCUCUCACCGAUGCAGAGUGCAACAUCCAUUUGUGGGGAUCACCAUCCAAACUUCAUUUCGUGGACCUACCUACGCCCAUGGAACUCACCACAACUGAAGAACCAGUUCAGCCUCUGGAAUGGAAUUCCGACGCCCCUUUGAACGCUGUCGGCGUGCCAUACUACAGAGAAAAACUUGCCUCUGCGUGGCCUGAAACCAUCGCAGACGUUGGAGCACCUCCAGCCAGACUCGAUCCGCAAUUUCUUGCGAGCUUAAAACCUACCGACUUUGGAUUCUAUGGUCGGAAUACAACAGGCCUUCGCAGGAACCAGAUUGAAGAUACUCGGAGCUCAAAGAAAUCCGCUAAAUCCGGCCUUAAAGCUCCCAAAUUUCUCAGCGAAAAGGCUCGAGAAUCUGCCAAAUCAGAUUCGACGUCUGCUGGAGAAAAGGCAGACGAACUCUCGAAUCCAUUUGCAGAAAUGGAAAUUGAGAGCAGAAAAUCGGAAUUCCCAAUGAUGUACAGAAACGUCGAAAUCAAAUACAGCAAAUUUGGUGUCGACGAUUUCGACUUUGGCUUUUAUAAUACAACACGAUACUCUGGCCUUGAGAUUCACAUAUCGAACUCGUACGCCAACUCACUUCUUCAAAUCAUGAACUUCACACCCUUGAUUCGAAACUUGGCUUUACAACAUGCAGCCACAGCCUGUGUGAGCGAAGUCUGUCUCCUUUGCGAACUGGGAUAUCUUUUCGACAUGCUUCAGAAAGCAGAAGGAUCAAUCUGCCAGGCUACAAAUAUGCUCAAGACUCUCAGCAGCCACCCUCAAGCUGCUCCCCUGGGAUUACUGGAGGAGGAUACACAUUCGGCAUCCUUAAGUGUAAUGCUACAGACACUAACUCGGUUCUUGUUGGAGAGAAUUGCUGGAGACUAUAAGACUAUGGCUCCAGCUUCCUCCUCGAUGGAUCAGGUAUUGGCGACCAAAGCAACUAGCUCCAUCAGAUGCAUGAAUUGCAGGAGCGAGUAUACUCGACCUGGAUCGACAUAUGUAAACGAAAUGCUUUAUCCACCUCUUAAAGCCCCAGGUCGAAACAACAAAAUCCCUCGCACCACUUUCUCCCAAAUUCUUAAGGGCAGCGUGGAGAGAGAGACGACAGCGAAAGGAUGGUGCAGCAGAUGCCAACGGUAUCAAACCAUUGCAACCAGAAAAACCAUUCACAGCGUCCCGGACGUCCUGAUGCUCAACACCGCAAUCGUCAAUGCGGAUCAUCGAAUGCUUUGGAACACACCUGGCUGGCUACCAGAGGAAAUCGGCAUCAUCGUCGAGCAAGGCCAGUUCUUUUGCUACGAGGGCGAAGAUUUGAAGCUUCACUUACAACGUGGCAUUCAUAAUAUCACAGUCUAUUCCUUGAUCGGAAUGACUAUCAGCAUCGAGAGCAGCCAGGCACAAAAGCCGCAUCUCGUAGCCAUGGUUAAUGUCGCUCAUGCUGAACCAACCGCUCCCGGCCAGAGCCAAUGGCACUUAUUCAACGACUUUCUAGUCCGCUCUGUGAGCUCAGAAGAAGCUCUUUCCUUUACCCACUCUUGGAAAGUUCCAUCUGUUGUCACGUUCCAAGUGAAGAAUGCAAACAACAAGAUCGAUAACAGCUGGAAGAACAACAUUGAUACAUCGCUUCUCUAUCAGGAUCUCAAUCCUAGCUCUCGCACCGAGAACAAGACAUACAAGCUUCUGGAUCCAGUAACAGAGCGACCUGGGCCAGAGACCAUCAUUGCACUGGACACCGAAUUCGUUGCGGUGCGACAACCAGAGAUUGAGAUGAACUCGGACGGCGAACGAGAAACCAUCCGACCAAUAGUCUACGCACUCGCCCGCGCCUCCGUCGUCCGAGGCCAAGGUGUAGACGAAGGCGUCCCCUUCAUCGACGACUAUAUUUCCAUCAGAGAACCCAUCGUCGACUAUCUAACAUCAUAUUCGGGCAUCACCGCAAACGACUUAAAUCCACACACCACAAAACACAGCCUGCUGCCGCUAAAGGUGGUAUAUAAAAAGCUUUGGAUACUACUCAACCUCGGUUGCAAAUUCUUGGGCCACGGACUGAAGCAAGACUUCCGUGUCAUCAACAUCCACGUCCCCAAAUCGCAAAUCAUCGACACCAUCGAUCUCUUCUUCCUCAAAUCACGCCUGCGAAAGCUGUCGCUCGCCUUCCUGGCAUGGUACCUGCUCAAAGAAGACAUCCAAAUGGAGACGCACGACUCCAUCGAAGACUCCAGGACGGCCCUCCAGCUGUAUAGAAAAUACCUUGAGUUCAAGGACGCUGGAAUCUUGGAGACUAUGCUACAGGACAUUUACCGCGCCGGCAGGGACGUCAACUUUAAACCUCCGCGAAGGGAUGGCGCGCUGGACGUCCCCAGAUCAGAGACGCCGCCUCCUUUGCCUGUGGAGAAUGGGAGCACACCCACCCUCACUCCUGGGCCGCCAACUACGCCUGCGAGAGGAAGGGGAUUCGGAAGUGGAGUCAGUUGGACACCGGGAAAAGGUUCACCUAUGAGGUGA
Molecule: messenger RNA, 3414 nt
Organism: Trichoderma gamsii
Lineage: Eukaryota; Fungi; Ascomycota; Sordariomycetes; Hypocreales; Hypocreaceae
Product: PAB-dependent poly(A)-specific ribonuclease subunit PAN2
Exons: 11
Coding region: 1-3414 (1137 amino acids)
Biological process (GO): nuclear-transcribed mRNA poly(A) tail shortening; mRNA processing
Cellular component (GO): PAN complex; P-body
Molecular function (GO): poly(A)-specific ribonuclease activity; protein binding; nucleic acid binding
Source: RefSeq, a predicted model, not a curated record